AAUGAAGAGUGUGAAGGAGUGAGGCAUACUCUACAUUUCUGGUAAGAAUGGUGAAACUUGUUCAACAAUCAUGGUGGAAAUUCAGGACUUGUUUUCUUAGGGUUUCUUCUUCAUAUUCUACAGAAACUGAAACCCUAGCCUCCUUAUUUUUGGCUAAUAAAGAUGAACAAUGUUUAAACCCCUUAACCUCGUCUCCAAAGAAUGCUCUGUACAGUAGGCUACUCUAUUUGGCACGCUCUAAGGAGUCCGUCAUAUCAGUACUGGACAAAUGGGUUACUGAACAAAAUCCCAUUAAGUAUGAAGACCUACAGAUUAUCGUCAGACAGUUUCGAGCUUACCGUCGCUACAAUCAUGCCCUUCAGAUUUUUGAGUGGAUUAAGAAGUCCAAGGAUUUUGAUAUAUCGCCUAGAGAUUUUGCAGUCGAACUUGAUUUAGUAUCAAAAGCCCAUGGUCUGGAAGCCGCAGAGACAUAUUUCACUAGCAUUCCAGAUGAUUUAAGAACCUACCAGGUAUAUGGCGCUCUCUUGAAUUGCUAUGCUGAUGCAAAAGUCUUAAAAAAAGCAGAAGAUACCAUGCAAAAGCUGAAAGAGUUGGCCUAUGCUGGCACAGUAGCAUACAAUGUUAUGAUGACCCUUUAUGCUAAAUUGGGAUAUCUUGAGAAGCUACAGUCACUUAUGCUAGAGAUGGAAGACAAGGGAAUUCCUGGUGAUGUGAUUUCCUACAAUAUCCUCUUGAAUGCUUAUGCAUCUGUUCCCAAUGUUACGGAGAUGGAGAAGGUUCUGAUGAAGAUGGAAGCUGAUCCGCUGCUGAUUAAUUGGAGUCCUUACACAGUUGUUGCCAAGGGAUACUUGAAAGCUGGUGAUAUAGAAAAGGCUAAUGAGUCAUUGAAGAAAUGUGAAAAUAGACUCAAGGGGAAAAGAGAAAAGCUUGGUAUUGACAUGCUCAUUACUCUCUAUACUAGUAUGGGAAACAAAGAUGAUGUCUAUCGUAUAUGGAAUAAAUACAAUAAAAAAGUUAAGCAUCACAAUUCAAGUUAUCAUUGUAUGAUACGUGGACUAGAAAAGUUGGAUGAUCUUGACGGUGCGGAGAAGAUAUUUGCUGAGUGGGAAACAAACAGGGUACACUUUGACAUUCGAAUUCCAAACUUGCUCAUAAGUGCUUACUGCAAGAAGGGUCAUAUGGAAAAGGCUAUAUCAAUCAUAGAGCAACUUGAGGAGAGUGGGAAGCAUCCCAAUGGGAGCACAUGGAAUCGUCUGGCACUCGGUUAUUGUGUACAAAAUGACAUGGACAAGGCAGUGGAUACGAUGAAGAAAGCAAUCUUGGCUAGUAAGCCAGGGUGGAAGCCUCACUUUCACAGUCUGGCUUCCUGUGUGAAGUACUUGCAAUCAAAAGGAGAUACUCAAGGAGAAGAAGAGCUUAAAGAUUUACUUAGAGUACGAGGUCUCUGCUCGAAAGAAUUUGAGAGGGGUUUAGAUAAGUAUAUUGAAAUUGGAAAUCGCAAGUCUGAGGCACUUGAUGAAACAGACAUUGAGGAGAUUUGUGUUUCAAUUGCUGCAUCUAAAAGAAUGAUAUCUGGCUCUGUUGUAUUGUUCAGAUACCUUGCAAACUUUCAUGUUCUACAAAUAUUUCUGAAUCAGUUAAAUGUUGAUUUAACAAAAGCAAUCCCUAAAUUCGCCCACAUCAUGAAGUUCAUUUUUGAGUGGAUUAAGAGGUCCAAGGAUUUUUAUAUAUCGCCUAGAGAUUUUGCAGUCGAACUUGAUUUAGUAUCAAAAGCCCAUGGUCUGGAAGCCGCAGAGACAUAUUUCACUAGCAUUCCAGAUGAUUUAAGAACCUACCAGGUAUAUGGCGCUCUCUUGAAUUGCUAUGCUGAUGCAAAGGUCUUAAAAAAAGCAGAAGAUACCAUGCAAAAGCUGAAAGAGUUGGCCUAUGCUGGCACAGUAGCAUACAAUGUUAUGAUGACCCUUUAUGCUAAAUUGGGAUAUCUUGAGAAGCUACAGUCACUUAUGCUAGAGAUGGAAGACAAGGGAAUUCCUGGUGAUGUGAUUUCCUACAAUAUCCUCUUGAAUGCUUAUGCAUCUGUUCCCGAUGUUACGGAGAUGGAGAAGGUUCUGAUGAAGAUGGAAGCUGAUCCGCUGCUGAUUAAUUGGAGUCCUUACACAGUUGUUGCCAAGGGAUACUUGAAAGCUGGUGAUAUAGAAAAGGCUAAUGAGUCAUUGAAGAAAUGUGAAAAUAGACUCAAGGGGAAAAGAGAAAAGCUUGGUAUUGACAUGCUAAUUACUCUCUAUACUAGUAUGGGAAAGAAAGAUGUGUCUAUCAUAUUUGCUGAGUGGGAAACAAACAGGGUACACUUUGACAUUCGAAUUCCAAACUUGCUCAUAAGUGCUUACUGCAAGAAGGGUCAUAUGGAAAAGGCUAUAUCAAUCAUAGAGCAACUUGAGGAGAGUGGGAAGCAUCCCAAUGGGAGCACAUGGAAUCGUCUGGCACUCGGUUAUUGUGUACAAAAUUACAUGGAGAAGGCAGUGGAGACGAUGGAGAAAGCAAUCUUGGCUAGUAAGCCAGGGUGGAAGCCACACUUCCACAGUUUGGCUUCCUGUGUAAAGUACUUGCAAUCCAAAGGAGAUACUCAAGGAGAAGAAGAGCUUAAAGAUUUACUUAGGGUGCGAGGUCUCUGCUCGAAAGAAUUUGAGAGGGGUUUAGAUAAGUAUAUUGAAAUUGGAAAUCGCAAGUCCGAGGCACUUAAUGAAACAGACCUUGAGGAUACUUGUUGA
Molecule: messenger RNA, 2768 nt
Organism: Solanum verrucosum
Lineage: Eukaryota; Viridiplantae; Streptophyta; Magnoliopsida; Solanales; Solanaceae
Product: protein Rf1, mitochondrial-like
Exons: 6
Coding region: 48-2768 (906 amino acids)
Cellular component (GO): mitochondrion
Molecular function (GO): protein binding
Source: RefSeq, a predicted model, not a curated record